Molecule: messenger RNA, 1983 nt
Organism: Trametes versicolor FP-101664 SS1
Lineage: Eukaryota; Fungi; Basidiomycota; Agaricomycetes; Polyporales; Polyporaceae
Exons: 8
Coding region: 1-1983 (660 amino acids)
Source: RefSeq, a predicted model, not a curated record
AUGGCGUUCAAAAUCCCCCCUCACUGGCGGCUUUAUAAGCGCAUUGGUGGCAAGAGGGUUAAGGCACCGAAGGGAAGGAAGUCGAAGAAAUUCACCGAAACUCUGAAGGACCUCUGUUGGCAGGGAGCGGAAGAACGCCUACCGAAACAGAACCGCUGUCCGACUUGUGGGCGCCCAGUGAAACGCGAGCUCAUGUACGCUCGCGGAUGGGCUGGUGCAUGGUUGUUAAAGUGCCGGCCGCGCAACGACGACGACACCGAGCACGUGUGCCAUAUCUCAUGGCCUACGCAGCCGGGACCUCCAGAUGCCCUCCUGCGGGAGAUCGAGGCUCAGCGCGACCGUGAUAACGCACCCGGGGGGCUGCCGCUCGACCCUGCCGUCGAGCAGCAAAUCCGGGAGGAUGCCAUGUUGGCAGAGCAGCUGGCUUCCGCCGAAGAAGCCGACGCGCAGGCCCACACCGACGCGAAGCAAGCACCGUUCUCUAACGCGGGCAAUCGAGGCCAGCGCGGCGAGCCGUCGCGGACCUCCAAGGGCAAGGCGGUAGCCGUGCGCGACGAGACUGACGACGAACUGUCCGAAGACGCUAGCGACGAUGAAGGCUCUGGAUCUGACCGCGACAUCAACGACAUCGACUCGCUCGACCGUGCCGUCGAGCAGCAAAUCCGGGCGGAUGCCAUGUUGGCAGAGCUGCUGGCUUCCGUCGAAGAAGCCGAGGCGCAGGCCCACACCGACGCGAAGCAAGCACCGUUCUCUGACGCGGGCCAUCGAGGCCAGCGCGGCGAGUCGUCGCAGACCUCCAAGGGCAAGGCGGUAGCCGUGUGCGACGAGACUGGCGACGAAAUGUCCGAAGACGCUAGCACGGACGAAGGCUCUGAAUAUGACCGCGACGUCAUCGACAUCGACUCCGACUCCGAUGCGCAGUCUUGGGCGGACCUCACCGGCGCGGACGAGGACCACGUCGACCACAGCUCCGAUACGGAGAUCGUCGAGGUCGACAGGGACGGCGCGCCGUUGAUGAAGGACGUCGACGACGACCUCCCUGACCUCGAGGACAUCGUGGAGGUUGACAGGUACGGCAACCCCCUCAUCGACGGCGACGACGGGACGAACGUCGACGCAGAGGACCUUCGCAUCCGGGACGAAGAAUUUGAAGCAAUGGCGCAAGCUCCCGAGGAAGACGAACACGACGACGAGGACCCGGACGAGUCUGCUAUGCGACGGGCACACGACCUGUGGCGUUGCGAAUUCGACCUGCACCUCCACCGCCAAGAUGUAUACGCGCUGUUCAUUGAUCAGAAGGUGGAUUUGGCGGAGCUAUUCGAACAUCACGCCAACAGUUCCGCCUCACCGCACGUCCUGCGCGUCAUGCUGAGCGGCCCUGGCGAGCUCCGCCUCCAGGACAUUCGUUAUUGCAGCGCGAGUGCGCGCGGUUCGUUAUCGUACCCGUCGUACGAGGUGUGGUCGCACGCCGAGGAGGGCUGGGCGCCCGUCGAGGAUGGACGCGUGCGCGUCGAUUGUCGAUUCCCUGCGAUCGUGCUUCGGAGCACUGCGGCGGUCACAUGCGGGGACCUCGGGAAGGUACUCGCCGCCGUGCGCAACGUGGCCAUCCAAGACCCUCUUGAGCGAGAGCGUCAUGAGUUCUCCGCUUUCGCGGAGGAACGACGUAUUGCCAGGCGCCAGCGCAAGUCUGAUCAAGUCGUUGUCGUGCUUUGGGGCAAGUACGGCCGGACCGUGUGCCCCAUGUACCUGGCCCGAGACCGCCAGCUUGCCCUCCGGCGGCUGUCACCCCCCCACGUGGUCAUCGAUGACCUGUCCUACGAGAUUUGGGACUUCUAUCGCAACAAAUGGGUCCUGACCGCCGCAACGAACUCGCUCGCUGUUGGCUGGGCGACCCACACCCUCCUCAUUCGCUCACCAGGAUACGGGGACCUCCCGUCGUUCGGACUUGAGCUGCAAGCGCUGAACUCUUCCUUUACGCACUAG